UGGGGUGGGAGAGUGGUGAGGGAGUAGUUUCUAUUUUUAGACACUAUACAACAGUAGGAAGUAGCGGGCCCCGCGAGACAUGUUCGUGUCUUUACCUUGAGAACACGGCACAGUUGAGGUCUGUGUGCGGUCAAGUUUGUGCCAUCUGUGAAGAACCUCUGUAUGUUCCACAAACAUCAUGGCGUCCACCUGGCCACCAGUCAAAUCAAACACUGCAGUUAACGUGUCCAAGCUCGUGGCAAAGCUCCUACAUCAUGACACAGUUCUGGCUGACUUACUUGGAGAACUAAGAACUGAUGGACUGUCACUGCUUGAUAGACAGGAGCAGUAUAGCCAGUGGUAACAUCCUAGUGAUCCACGGAGACCCCAGGAAAGUGGCAGACGUCAUCCACAAAGUGGUCGACGAAACAGAUGUGAAAGCUGAUGAAAAUGACAAAGAGGUUUUGACCGUUUUGGACUCGUUCAAGGAAAGAUUCCACUUUCAGUUUGAAACCGAUUUUGAGCAAGACAAUUCUACCUUCAAAACAGCUUUUCACAGAAAAAUAAGCGAUGAAGUUAAGCCUAGUAUCUUAUCGCUGACUAAUAAAGAUGGUCGACUACUGUUGUCAAGGCACCAACUGAGCUAUCUUCACUGUCAUUUGGAUCAUCUAAGAGAACAAGUUCGUACAUCUUGGCCCGAAAGUGCUGUUAUCAUCAAUGUGCAGAACGAAGCCAAAGGACAAGGAGGUUUGGUAGUUUCUUCCAAGCGACACGAUUUCCAAGGUGUAAUAAAUUUCCUUCAUCUUUUCAUGGCAAACAUCAAAACAUCUUCAAAUGAGCUGGAUGCUUCACGGGCACUUUUUCUUAGCGGUGCCAAAGGUCAAAGAGAUGUCACGCGAUUGCAAAAGGAACAUCAGUGUCAGAUCUCUGUCAUUUUACCUGGACAUCAGGUGUUGGUGCGAGCUGAGUCUCCUGCAGGACAUCGUCUCUUCCUGUGUGAAGGCAACAUGGCCGCCACUGACUGCAACAUGUUAGUUCUACCUUUCAGCGAGAAUCAAAGAGGUUGGACAGCUACACAGAAACGUGUUCUUGACAGAGGUCUGCUGACAACCAAAACUGAGUUGUAUACAAAUUGGAUUGGCUCUCCUCCCAAGAAGCGCACCUUGAUACUCCGGUGUCUGACACCAGAAGCUGGAGAAACAGUGAUGCUAGUUCAUGUUUCUGACCCUACGGGUGGUCCCUCUUCAGGAGCUGAAGCAUUGACUCAAGAACUUGCUCAGGAGUUAUCUGAAGGACUGGCUGAAGCUCGAAGGAUUUCAGAACCACGUGGUGAAUUCAUCGCUGUACCCGUUGCCUUGAGUACCCGGCAAUCACUGAGUGAUAAUCUGGAAUUCAUUCUUCCUGUCAUCCAAGAUUACUUGGCCAAGGAAGUAAUUUCUGCAACUGUUGUUCUUUACCUGGAGAAAUUAUCUGCGUCUGAAAAGCAGAAGCUCGUUGAAACCCUGGAGAAGAGGAUAAAUCAGAAGUGGAAAGUUCAGACAGACGGUGUUGCUGUUUAUGAAGAUAAUUUCUCAUCGCAAAACCUCGUUGUUGCUGGGAAGAUGCAAGAUAUAGAAACAACAUUUAGUAAGUUGCAAAGCCUGCAUGUGCCCAGUGACAUCCAGAAACGCGCAAGUUUACUGGACUCUAUGAACAAACCAAGACAGGUCAGGAGAUCACCCACGCAGGAAAGCGAAGCUGAUGCUGAGGACAACAAAGACAUUGGCAAAGAGGAUGAUGUGAGAACAGUGUGUGUGGAUGGUCUCACUGCUGAUGAUGGCGAGUUGUGUCAGAUGUACUUCCAGAACAACGAGCAAAGUGGUGGCGGACAGUUGGCUCAGAAAACUGUUGUAUGGGACGAUGAUACUCAGUGUGGGUUUGAGCAAAGGAAUGUGGCAGCCCGGGUGGCAAGUCGUCAACACACAAUCAACGGUCAGCCUGUGGACGUGAAGCUUGUGUAUACACCUCAGGUAUCAUACCCGGAUAAGCUGCUGUUCCACAACGUUUCUGAGAGCAUAUCACGUGACUAUCUGACCUUGUACCUGGAGCGCAUAACUGGACAGGAAGUAACGGACUUGAUGUAUGCUGAUAAGGCUGGGGAUGUCCUUGUGGUACUGGACGAGGAGCCAGACUUUACCCAGGUGCAAGAAAUGUGCCGACAAAAGAAGCUGGAGGGACAAGAGCUAUGGGUAUCGAGGGUACCCGUAUCAAACUGCAUUCUUCUGGAAAACCUGAGCGAGGCAACGAGCGAGGACACUGUGAUGUAUUACUUUAGUAACAAGCGGAGUGGAGGUGGUCCUGUGGAAAAAGUUGUCUUUAAACAGGAGCAAAGAAAAUGUCUCGUUUUCUUUUAUAACCACGAGGUGAUCGAAAACAUCCUAGGAAAAACCCAUGCACUGGAUGGAAGCCAGCUCCAAGUCAGGCUGUACAUUGAAUGUCUUGGACCAUCUGGGGGUAGACGAGAUGUCAGUCCUUUUACUCUGCCCAGUCGUGUAGAAUUUAAAAAUGUGGAUAAAUACAAGAUGGUCUUUAUUCGGCAGUCGGCUGCAUUACAGCAAAGACUAGUCGAGCUACUGACGGAUUUACAUGCAAAGCUAAUCUCAGCAGACAACCUUCUGUCUGUGGAAUGUACCCUGACAACAGCAGUUCCCCAUGCAAGUCAGCUGGCUGCUUCUUGGACCAAAGAUGUUCAAGACGCCGUGAAUUCAGUUAUCGACAUGGUUGUCGUUCUUCAUCAAGAGGUGAUGCAGGAUGUGUGGACUGAGACCGAGAAAGCUGUGUCUGCCAUCAAGCCCACGAGCCAGGACUCAGCACUCAUACUCGUCUUAGCUGAAAAUAGGAAGUUCAUAGUGGUGGGCGUGAAGAACAUGGCUGACGAUCUGAUAAAGCAAGUGAAACAAAUCGUCACCCAGAAGGAGGAAGAAGCUGAGCGUAAAAAGCAGGAAGUCACAGAAACCAGGAAGCUCAAGCCAUUCCAGCUUCAUCUUCUGACAGAUAUGUCUUUUCAGAGCGAGGUGGCCAAGCGACACCCAGCACUUAAGGUCAAAAUUUGCAUAGAGAAAGGGGAGAUAAGUUACCAGGGUUUGAUCAGAGAUGUGAAAGAAGCUCAGGUUGAGAUGUACGAACUGCUGAUGACUGUCAGGUCAGAAAAACUCACCAUGUCCAACCUGCAGAAAACUAUUUUGAGUGCAAAGGAAGCGCGAGACUACGUUGUCCACAAAUUUCAUGUUGACAAACUUGUGGCAUUCUGGGAUGUAGACAGACAGGGGAGGUGACUGUCUACAGCUGCUCUGACUCUGACCUUGCAAAAG
Messenger RNA from Pomacea canaliculata, 3329 nucleotides. RefSeq lists its product as uncharacterized. NCBI's taxonomy places the organism in Eukaryota, Metazoa, Mollusca, Gastropoda, Architaenioglossa, Ampullariidae. The coding region runs from base 297 to 3293 and encodes 998 amino acids. The record is from RefSeq and is a predicted model, not a curated record. Gene Ontology annotation, molecular function: nucleic acid binding. The transcript is spliced from 9 exons.